Cladocopium goreaui is the source of this 1587-nucleotide messenger RNA. The record is from the annotation of a GenBank genome assembly. Lineage: Eukaryota; Dinophyceae; Suessiales; Symbiodiniaceae.
GAAAGGUGAUUUCAUUGGUCUGACUGUGGGGCUGAUGCUGGUCAGUGCCUGGCGAAAGCGCCUUGCCUCAUCCUUCGCUCCCUUGGUGAUGCGUUGCUUGGGACCCGACAGCUCCAGGUUGGGCCAACGGCCUUCAUUAGUUUGUUGACAGGUCAAGCCUUAGCCAUGAAUUUCUUUGGAGACGAGGAACGUCCUUGGCAUCAACAUCAAGCGACACAAGUACUGUUACUGGUGGGAGACUGCAUAUGACUUGUGCAAAAACCUUCCAGAGACUGAUGCAGCAAUUGCACUGCUUGGCUUCACGCUUUUGGCAAUGCUGACCUUCUUCAAGAAGUGGAAGCAAGCUGGGAAUGAAGCCAAGCGCUCCAAGAGCCUCAUUUGGAGGUUCUUCCCGAAGAACAAGGACUCCUGUGCUUUCAAAUCCAUGAAGAUGUGCGCUGAUUUGUCCUCGGUGCUUUGCGCCAUUCUUGGAUGGGUCUGGGGCUACAUCUAUCGACAAACUGGAAUCAAUUCGGUGCGGCUGAUUGACGACAGUGAAAGCAAUGGCUUUAUUUUCCUGCUGCCUAGCUUUGAUAGCAACACUCCAGAUCUCAUUGUGCCUGCAUUGAUGAUUGCUGUUGUAGGCUUCUUGGAAACCAUGGCAGUUGGCAAGAUGGCAAACGAGAAGCGGUUUUUGCCACGAUGCAAAGCAAGAACUUGUGGCUUUGGGUGCUGCGAAUGUUGGUGGCUUCUCCAGGACAGUCAAUUCCAUCUUCGGCGCAAGCUCUCCACUGGGGCCUUGACAUCCAUCGGCGCGUGGUUAUUGCAGUGGAUAGCUUGAUGCCAGUGGUAGAGCUGCCCUUGGCAGCCUUAGCUCCAUUGAUCAUCCAUGGUGCUAUUGGCGUCACCGACUUCAAGGCUUUUAUCCCCACCUUCUGUGGCAAUCAGUUGGACUUCCUGAUCAUGGUGGCCACCUUUGUGGUUUCACUGGGAUUGACCGUGAAGGAAGGUCUCAUCACUGGUGUGGUGCUGUCCAUGUUGAAGCUCUGUGGCCAGGUGGAGGAUGGGACCUUCAGAGAUGUGAGGUAUUACCCCGAAGGUCAGAUGAUCCCCAGAUGUGUUGUCGUUCGAAUGGACGCUGCCCUGAGUUUCGCAAACACCAGACGCUUGCAGGAGUUUUGUUUGCGCGCCGUGGGGGCUGCAGGCAGAGCUGACCCCUAUGUUUCUUAUGUGAUCUUAGAUUGCAAGUCCAUCAAUGGCACCGACAUGACUGGUUAUGAGGCUGUCGAAAACCUCACCAUUUCUUUGCAGAAGCGCAAAAAGUCCCUGGUCCUGGCCAACUUGAAACAACCACUCACACAGGCGAUGUAUGCAGCUGGUGUCAACCAACAUAUCGAAGCACAUGGCGGGCACCUCUGUUGGAACAUCGCUCAAGCCAUUGCCUUGGUGAAUGGAGGCGAUCCAACUGUGGCCAAAGAAGCUGUGAAUGACCUGCACAGCCGGGUACAAUCCAGCACUGCUGCUUUAAAGCAAUGCGUCCCUGUUUAGAUGACAUCCAGUCUCUACAAAGAUUUGAUGUCAGUGGGGUGUGGGCCAUUUAAACUUUAU